Messenger RNA from Caenorhabditis remanei, 3138 nucleotides. RefSeq lists its product as uncharacterized. The record is from RefSeq and is a predicted model, not a curated record. NCBI's taxonomy places the organism in Eukaryota, Metazoa, Nematoda, Chromadorea, Rhabditida, Rhabditidae. The coding region runs from base 1 to 3138 and encodes 1045 amino acids. The transcript has 6 exons.
AUGCGAGAGAAGUUGAUGAUGAUAGCUGCGGUUCUGCUUAUUUCAAUUCUGACGGCGAAUUUGAAUACAGCUUCCGCAAAAAAUGUUCCCGAAAAUGUUGACAAAUUGGUAUCAUAUUUCAAUAAUCUAGCAUUUUCAUCGGAUGUGCAGUUUGUCCGGGCAGAUAGGCCUAUAUACGAAGACCCGAUGACUGUUAUCGAAAAUCUUCGUGGUGUCGCCCGUAUUGUAGCGGCGAUAACUCUACAGAAUGGUCUUUCCGAUGGAUCGAUAUCAAUCGAGAAUGCUACCGUUGAACUGAUGAAUUUUGAUAUCCCCCUAUCAGAUUUGAAGAAAUUUGACAAGAAGAAAAUGGAUGAUUUUGUUGAUAAACUGGUAGAGAUGAAGAAUAAAAUGAGCAAUGGAUCGGAGAAAGCUGAAGAUGCGUUUAUCAAGUUGCAUGAAAUCCGUGAGCAAUGGAGAGAACAUUCUGUGAAGAUGAAGGAUUUUCCAAAGAACUUAUCAGCAUUGGAGGGUCUCAAAAAAUGGAACACCGAUGUGUUCAAAAAAGUGGAUAUCGAUAAAGUGAGCAACAUGAAGAAAGAGUCGGAGAAAGAUUACAAAGCUCUCGAGACGGCAUUGACAGCUUUGAUGAGUGAAAUAUCGAGUUUAACCAAACCUUUUGAUACGGUACCUGCUGAAGCAUUGUUGAGAAAUCUUAGCCAUUUGGAGGAGUUUGUUGAUAUUAUGGGACAGUUGAACACGGAUCCAUUCAUUGCUUUAAACGGUUUUACACGUUUAAAAAAAUAUUUUGGAGACAAUUCAAAAGUUGUUGGUGAGAUACCGAUUGGUGGCGGAGACAGACAGGAUUCAAAAAUGUUGGAUGCUAUUUCGAAGUCUCUGUUGGCUAUUCACAAAAAAGAUGCACGCCUUGUCACCACUGGCUUCAUAAACGGCUUCAAUGACCUGGGACAACUAGAAAAGGACUUAGAGAAUCCUUGGAUUCUAACCGUACUCGAUCCCUUGUAUAAUCUCAAUGGAACAAAGUCUGUCACACGUUUCAAGUCACCAAUCGAGAAGUUUCAUGAAAGUUGGAACAGUUUAACGGUCAACGAUCACUACAGAGCGGUGAAAAAGAUUCUGAAGAUUCAGUUUAUGUUUGAGGAGGUUUCAAUCCAGAAUGCAUUGGAUUUUGGAGCAACAGUUGCCUCAAAAUUGGAUUCCUGCCAAACACUUCGUAAACAGGACACUACUUUUUUGAAGACGGCUGCUUCAAAUAUUCAAAAUAUAUAUUCGAAAGUUAUGGCUCUACACAAUCUUCAAAAGAUUUCUGGGAAUUAUUCUAUCUUUCUCAAACAAAACAUGAUUGCAGAAACCAUCAACUACUUAAAAGAGAACCUUGACAAUCUAAAAAAGGAUAUUAACUGGAAAACGACUGUGGAAGAGAUAACAAAUGAAAUUUCAACUGAAUCCGCGCAGGCAAUUAUCGAUUACACGACACAUCUGAAUUGCCUUAUCAAGUUGGAAGGUCCAUUCAAAGAAGUUGCCACUGCAUCCCGCGUUUUCAAAACUAUGAGAUCCCUCAACAUUAGCGCUGAACUCGCCGCCAACUUCAAGAAAGUCUCAUCUGCAAUGGCUGUGUCCAUUGAAAAGGUUCCUGAGAUCUUAGCAGCUGGAAAAAUGAUAAAGGAGGAUCAGAGCUCGGAAGUUCGAGAAUUGAAGAAAAUGCUUCUACUGAGAAACCACUCGAGAACCUUCGGACAUGUCUCAAUGUUACUUCAGACUGUCAAACUGGCGAUUAGUAAAGAUACGAGUAUCUUCAACACUUUUGUCAACGACGGGGAACAGAUUGCAGAGGUCUCGAAGCUCAAGGAAUUUCAGAGUACCCGCCAAGAGAUAUUAGAGUUUAUCAAGAAUGCGAUUGCCUGGAAGAACGGGAUGAAAGUUAACCAAUCGUCGAGACUCUAUGCAUAUGGACACCAUUUGGCAGCCUUGAGCAAUUUGAAUGACGUGGAUCUUCACACGGAGAUGUUAUUGGAGAUUGUGGAGAAACUGGAGGAUUCUGGAGAUGCGACUAUUAAAAAGAAAUGUGAAAAUCUGAUGAUGUCACUGAGAAAGAUGUCGGGGAUGGAGUUGAAGUUCUCAAAGUAUUCAAGUGAGUUGAAGGAGAUGCCGAGGGAUAUGAUGGAUAUGCUACGAAUCUUCUCGACACCGACAAAUGAGCCUCCAGAAAAGGUUGACCAUGUUGGAAUAUCAAUUUUCUGGAUUACCCUGAUAUGUGUCGGAGCGUUAGUCUUCGUCGCCGCAAUCUACUUUUGCUUUUUCGAUUGGCGUUUUCCAAUCUAUAAACUCCGUCAGAUGUUCAAGAAGCCAGUGAUGAAGACCGCCCGCGAGGGUAAACCACCACCCGGUGGGUUCCCGAAUCAGCAGAAAAGUGUUGGACCAGAUGGACGGGAGAUUCGAGAGAAGAGAAAGAAAAAGGAUGAUUCUGAUUAUGAGAUGCCUCCACCACCUCCACCACCUCCAACGGCUAAGGAUGAUAAGGCUCCGCCUACUAAAGACAAUGCUGUACCUGAAAAGAAGAACGUGUCUGAUGGUAAGAAGAAGCCAUCAGUAACGGACAAAAAGGAAGAUACGAAAAUGGUUGUGGAGAAAGUCGAUGAAACGAAGACACCUCCCAAUGCCUCCGCACCUGGCUCCUCAACACUACCAUCAACUUCCAAAGCUGACACACCAUCAUCACCUCCUCCGCCUUCCAAGCCAAUCCCAAAGCCACCAGCAGCACCGUCUAAAGUUAAUCUUCCUCCACUUGCCACCAAAAAAGCGACUGGAGAACGUACCCGAGAUUCUGGAGAUGUGAAGACACGGACGACACAGGAGAAGACGAGACCGACAUCCACGAAAGAUGAGGAGAGUACGAAUGAGGAGAAAAAUAAGAAAAAUAAGAAAAAAGUGGACACUCUGGCGGCUGAUACAACGAGCUCGACUAAUUUGGUGAAGACUCGCUCUGCCGAUACGCAGAAAUUCACUGUGGACAAUCGAAAAACGUUGGAUGAAGUGCCGAAUCCUGAGUGGGAUAAGAAGUUCGAGCCGCCUAACACCAGUGAGCCCCCACCGCCGCUACCACACAAAAAGGAGAAAGCGAAGAAAGCUGAGAAAUAA